AUGACUUCGCGUCAAGUCUCAAUAUUACAAGAUCAAGGGAAGCGCGCUUCAACUGUGGGUUUGGAGGAGAUGCCACACCCUCAGCCGUUUCGCAUUCGCAGGUCGAGAAUCGAAAAGGAAAACGAAAGCGAUCACAAAGCGAAGCCACCUCCUUUCCCACUACUAGUACUAUUCCUUUGGAAAUGCGGCUCCGCCUCUCCGACAUCUAGCUCUAUUGUUACACCUAGCGAUCAAAGACCGAGAGAAUUAAAGAGCGCCGCUUAUCUUCAUCCAAUUUAUACCAAGAUUCUUGCUAUCAAGGGUAGUUUCCUGAAGGAAUCCGAUUUGGGUAUUACAGAUACAAGCAAAAUACUUUGUCGAACUUUGCUUGAAGCAGAACAAUCAAUCCCUCAAGACACAUUGUUUCGUGAUGACCGAUUCCUGGCAGCUUGUGAGAGUAUAAAUGAAAGAAAUGAAGCUAUGAUUGUUCGAGACAUUUCCCCUCUAAUAUGUCCGUCUGCUCAAUUUCUAAGAAUCUAUGGUGCGAAACAUCUCAAACCUUUAUAUGAAAGUGCCAAUGAAGGUUGGAAUAGUGCUAUACCUUUUUAUGGUCCUCGUCCACAGCCUGAUUAUUCUGUAGGCUUUAAUCUAUUUGCAUUUACAGACAUUCAAAGGGAAAAGCUCAAACCUUUCGUUGGGGAACUUACGGAUGUUUAUACUUCAUGUUUAAUGGCUACUUGGCAGAUAUGCUUUCCGUUUUUGACAUCGGAAGUGAAGUGUGGUAUUGGAGCUCUCGAAGUUGCCGAUCGACAAAACGCCCACAGUAUGACACUUGCAGUAAGAGGGAUAGUUGAACUCUUUAAACUUGUGAAGCGUGAAAAAGAGCUUCAUCGGGAAAUACUCGCAUUUUCAAUAUCUCACGAUGAUAAAAGUGUCAGGAUCUAUGGCCAUUAUCCUAUCAUCGAUGAAAAAUCCGGAAACACUACUUUUUGUCGCCAUAUGAUCCGUGAUUUCGGCUUUUCCGACUUGGAUGGCAAGGAAAAGUGGACAGCAUACAAAUUCACCAAGAACAUCUACGAUCUCUGGAUGCCGACCCAUCUAGAAAGAAUUUGUUCAAUUAUCGAUGAUCUGCCAUCUGAUAUAAAUUUUGAUGUUUCGCAAGGGUCGGAAAGUCACAAUCUUUUUGAAGAAGCCAGUUACAAUGCUUUAUCCUUGGAAGAGGCUGAUAGCCAAUUAAGCUCUAUUGGUUCGAGAGAUGCUACUCCUGAUAUCGUGCUGUCUCAGAGAGUUGGGGAGGAAGCAUUCAAAAGGCCAAAGUGA
Molecule: messenger RNA, 1299 nt
Organism: Sclerotinia borealis F-4128
Lineage: Eukaryota; Fungi; Ascomycota; Leotiomycetes; Helotiales; Sclerotiniaceae
Source: the annotation of a GenBank genome assembly